This is a messenger RNA of Ziziphus jujuba (common jujube), 2164 nucleotides long. Its product is annotated as UDP-glycosyltransferase 79B6. The record is from RefSeq and is a predicted model, not a curated record. Lineage: Eukaryota; Viridiplantae; Streptophyta; Magnoliopsida; Rosales; Rhamnaceae. The coding region runs from base 189 to 1559 and encodes 456 amino acids. The transcript has a single exon. Gene Ontology annotation, molecular function: UDP-glycosyltransferase activity.
CUUCCUCAGAAGUCAGACGCCUCUGAUUAACUACUGCUUCCCAUGCAAAAUAUGACCGUGGCAACAAAAUUCAGCAACUUUCUACUGUCUCCCUACACGUAUAUUCUCUUUCACACAUAUAUGUACAUAUAUAACAUAUAUUAUGUAGCAAACCAGAGAGAGAAAGAGCAAUCUUGGAGAGCAAGAAAAUGGCCAAUUUCCACAUAGCCAUGUACCCAUGGUUUGCCUUGGGACACAUGACCGCUUUCCUCCAUUUAGCUAACGAGUUGGCAGCAAGAGGCCACAGAAUCUCUUUCUUGUUGCCCAAGAAACCUCAGUUUCACCUCCACCAUCAAAAUCUCCAUCCUCAACUCAUCACCUUCCCAACAGUAACCGUUCCAACCGUCGAUGGCCUCCCUCCGGGCGCCGAGACUACGUCCGAAAUACCCCUCUCUUCGAACUCUCUGCUCGCCGCCGCCAUGGACCUUUCUCGGGACCAAGUAGAGAACUUUCUACGCUCCACAAAACCCGACUUGGUUAUGUACGAUUUUGCCCAUUGGAUACCAAAUAUCACCAAGCGGCUCGGGAUAAAAUCCGUUUGCUAUUGCACUGCUUCUGCAUCUGCGAUCUCCAUAGCCCUCGUCCCCGCUAAGAAAGUACCCAAAAACAGGCCAAUGACUGAGGAAGAACUUAAUGAGAUACCAGAUGGUUAUCCAUCAUCUACCAUCGUGCUUCGCGGCCAUGAAGUCCUCUCAUUGAUGUUUGUUUCACUACCUUUCGGAGAUGGUAUAACGUUUUACGAAAGGGCUACUACCGCCAUGAAAAACUGCGACGCGAUGUGUAUAAGAACCUGCAGAGAACUCGAAAGCAAGUUCUGCGACUACAUCGGAAACCAGUACGAGAAGCCGGUGUUGUUGACGGGACCGGUUCUUUCUAAGUCGGCUAAGACAUCAUUGGAGGAAUGGUGGGAUAAGUGGCUCGGGGGUUUCGAACCAAGCUCGGUUGUGUAUUGCGCAUUUGGAAGCCAAAUUGUGCUCGAAAAGGAUCAAUUUGAAGAACUUGUAUUGGGAUUUGAGCAAACUGGGUUGCCAUUUUUGGUGGCAUUGAAACCUCCCAAUGGUUGCACGACGAUCGAAGAGGCAUUGCCAGAAGGGUUUGAAGAAAGGCUGAAAGGGAGAGGAGUGGUUUAUGGAGGGUGGGUCCAGCAGACAAUGAUACUGAGUCAUGAAUCGGUUGGGUGCUUUGUGAGCCAUUGUGGGUUUGGAUCGAUGUGGGAGUCUUUGAUGAGUGAUAAGCAGAUUGUUGCGGUUCCACAAUUGGAUGAUCAGAUCUUGAACGCUAGGCUACUUGUUGAAGAGCUGAAAGUAGCUGUAGAAGUGAAGAGGGAAGAAAAUGGGUGGUUUUGGAAAGAGAGCUUGAGCGGAGCUAUAAAGUCAGUGAUGGAUAAAGAUAGUGAGGUUGGCAUUAUGGUGAAGAAGAACCAUGCAAAGUGGAAGGAAGUUUUGACAAAACCUGGUUUUAUGAGUGGCUAUAUCGAUAAGUUCGUUGACGAUCUGAAUAAGCUUGUAAACCAAAAUUAGACGACCUUUUUCUUUUUCUUUUUUUUUUUUUUUUUUUUCUUGGUGGAUUUUUUUUGUAAACCAAAAUUAGAGGAAAUCGGCUUCAGAGGUUUCAAAACUACUUUUAACUCUGUCUCAGAGGGUCCCAUCAGAAUCCGCCAAAUCAAACUCAAUUGCUUUCCCUAAAUUCGAUUCCAUCUUAUCUAUUCCCUUCUCGUAGUCCCCAAUGCGUUGGCAUUCCAAGAAGUUUUAUCUCUAAAGGGGAGGUUUCUUGUUCCACCUUGUGAUCAAGAUUAGAUGGAAAUACCAUGGAUUUUAGAUCGGUUUUAUUUCGUUUUCCAAUUAACAGUUUGCAAUCUUAUCCGGGAAUUAGUUUACCUAGAAGGCUAAAUUUGAUUUCGUUGAUAAUUUGUUUCCGAGACUGCGUUAUCAACUUUCCACCAGGAGUUUUUUCUUCCGUAAAUGAGUUUUGGUCUUUCAUGGAUGUGCAGGAGAUAAAACUACUCUGUCUAGAACUUGUAUUUGUUUGGUAGAGAAAGGCUGGGUUGAAAGGAAAAGAGGGUUCUCAAAAUCUGGACGAAAAUUUCUCCAUCCCAUUAGCUCUAUUAUAUUUAACUUCAAUUUAA